This is a messenger RNA of Staurois parvus, 426 nucleotides long. The record is from the annotation of a GenBank genome assembly. Lineage: Eukaryota; Metazoa; Chordata; Amphibia; Anura; Ranidae.
CAGGCCGGGCCCCCAGGCGGUGCGACAGGCACCGGGCCCCCAGGUGGGGCGACAGGCACCGGGCCCCCAGGCGGAGCGGCGGGCGCCGGACCCCCAGGCGGAGCGACGGGCGCCGGGCCCCCAGACGGGGCGACGGGCGCGACCCCCAGGCGGAGCGACAGGUCUCGGGCCCCCAGGCGGAGCGGCGGGCGCCGGACCCCCAGGCGGAGCAACAGGUCUCGGGACCCCCCCAGGCGGAGCGGCGGGCGCCGGACCCCCAGGCGGAGCGACAGGGCUCGGGCCCCCAGGCGGAGAGAGCGGGGCUCGGGCCCCCAGGCGGAGCCCGGGGCGGACCCCCAGGCGGAGCGGCGGGUGCUGGACCCCCAGGGCGGAGCGACAGGCACCGGGUCACCAGGCACGACAGUGGGCUCCGAGUCAACUGGCAUG